AGAAGGGCAAUGCGUGGGGCAGUGGUGUGCACAUCAUUUGGCCGACGCCUAAGCCCGCCGUUACGGUCGUGCAGCGCAAAGACGGCAAUCUGGCUGCUGAAUGGGCCGGUGGAGGCGCACCCCCGCCACAGCCGCACUCAGAGGGGCCGAGCUGCCGAUAUCGAUAACUCGUAGCCGACGCUUCCACCUCCGCUCAUCGCCCGCCAGCGCUCCGACAGCCGCAGCAUGUCUUGAGUACUCGAAACCGAGCCCUGGCCGCCACUUAGCCCGUCCCUUCUGCGUCUCAUGUCGAGUCUGCAGCUCCUCCGCGAUGACCACUGGAGACUCCGCCCGCGACGUUGACGUGCCCGCCUCGCCCCUCGUCUCCGACAGCCCGCUGCCGUUUCCGGAGCUGUGCGCAAGGAUACAUGGCCGCAUCACCGCAUUCCUGGGCGAGAAGAAUGUUUCUGCGAGGGUGAAGAGCGUGCAAGAGCAGACGGCGAUGUCGCUGGGCGUGAUUGCAGAGGCUUUGGACAAGUACACUCUGCCGGAGCUCUCCCUUGCGUACAACGGCGGCAAGGACUGCCUCGUCCUCUUAAUCCUAUAUCUAUGCGCCCUCCAUAAGAAGGGCCUGACCCCCGCGAACCCGAAUGCCACCCCCGAGACUGCCAUCAAGUGCGUCUACAUCCAGGCGCCGCAUCCUUUCCAGGAAGUAGAAGACUUCGUAACGUCCAGCGUCCAGACGUACUCGCUUUCGCUGCUCGAAUAUGCGAAGCCUAUGAAAGCCGCAUUUGCAGACUAUCUGCACGACACGCCCCAAGUCAAGGCGAUAUUUGUUGGUACACGGCGGACGGAUCCGCACGGCGAGCAUUUAAAGCACUUCGAUCCUACCGAUCACGGCUGGCCAGACUUUAUGCGCAUACACCCUGUUAUAGACUGGCACUAUGUAGACAUCUGGACUUUCAUCCGACAUCUAAACAUCCCUUAUUGCAAGCUUUACGAUCGCGGCUACACCUCGCUGGGUGGAACCGACGAUACCCACCCGAACCCUGCGCUCGCCCGCAAGUCUAGUCAUAUGGCGAACGGCAUCGCUUCGAACGGAUACGCCAACGGCAACGGCAACGGCACCAGCACGCCCAAGUACCGGCCUGCGUACGAGUUGAUCGAUGACUAUGAGGAGCGACUGGGGAGAGACAGAUAAGGGGACGGCGACUGUAAAUAUAGCAAGCCAUUCAUAUCCGGAGGGAUUGAUCACAUAUGGGCGUCUUCGGCGUAUGAGAAUAUCCAUAGCAAAUACACACUCCUGAAUAGAAGCAUUUAGAUUCCGC
This is a messenger RNA of Trematosphaeria pertusa, 1307 nucleotides long. Its product is annotated as adenine nucleotide alpha hydrolases-like protein. Lineage: Eukaryota; Fungi; Ascomycota; Dothideomycetes; Pleosporales; Trematosphaeriaceae. The transcript has 3 exons. Gene Ontology annotation, molecular function: FMN adenylyltransferase activity. The record is from RefSeq and is a predicted model, not a curated record. The coding region runs from base 311 to 1180 and encodes 289 amino acids. Gene Ontology annotation, biological process: FAD biosynthetic process.